CUAGAGCCCCUCUAGGCUACUUCCCACUCAUCCGCGGACAUAGCGUCUAACCUGCUCCGCCAUCUUUUCCUCAACUAGCUCUUGAAUCCCUUGUACCCAUUUAAUAUAACUAGGGUGCUUCGCUUCAUUGCCACCAGAGCUGGCGAAACUACGUGCUCUUUGUGGGUCUUUUGAGGCUGUUGAUACUGGUGACUUGAAAGCAUUAAAGAGAUCGUAGUGAGGGAUCGAUCAGUUUAUUUCGAUUGUUGCAAUUGAGACAAGUUUGAUAUACUUGAAGGCAGCCGUCGAUCUUGCACGCCAGCUGAGCCAUCUGCUGUUGUUGCUGCUGUCAAGUUCUUUUUUAGGAGCAUACUUCCUUGUGAGAUAGAUAACAGAUUUUCUACGGGUUGUAGUGAAGAGGUUUGGCAGUGUGAUUUUUAGUUUCUGGAUUGAAGCAGAUAUCAAGAAUGGGUAGCCGGCUGAGAGAGGUGCUCUAUGGCGAACCUGUGUAUCGCACGAGGUUCUAUCAGCAAAGCCGGGCCCCUUAUUCCUGGAGCCACUCAGUGUACCCAGAGCGAUCUCGCGGCUCCCUGCCUGUGCUGGAGCUCAAGGUCCCUAUGUGCUGCGAAAAAUGCCAAGAGAAGGUGAAAGAGGAGUUGGAGGAGCUGGAGGGCGUUCAAGACGUUAUCUGCGACCAACUCAGUCAUCGAGUGACAGUCAUCGGUUUCGUCGACCCUCUCAAAGCUCUCAAGAAAGUGAAGAAGGUGAAGAAGAAAUCGGAGAUUUUCACCGAAGGCACCUACAUCGAGAGCAUCCAUUCCGGCCGCUCAGGUUACGACGACGAGUUUGAAAUCGACCGCGACACUCGGUACAUCAACAGCCGCAUGGUCCACAACCAUCGCUUCGGACGUGACUUAACCCGUUCCAACUCCUUCGGUCGCGGUUUGGGCAGGUUGGCAUCCUUCGGUCGGGUUACUCCAUACUACAACCCAUACGACGACUUCGAGUACAGGGGUCGUCGGGGGGAUUUCUUCGGCAUCCGCCGCAUGCCUUCAUUCAACCGACACCGUCACCACGACGCUGAGUACAUCUCCAUGGACAGCCAGUACGCACCUCUCUACGGCGACACACAAUACACAUCAAGUUACAGUGAACGACCCAUAUAUCGAUCGCAACGAUCAUUCUCCAACAUUCCGGUGACGAACCCUUACUACAUCAAGCACAUCGAGUCUGAGUAUUAUUAAGUGGAUCGACUUCGGCGUCUGAACGACAUCAUUGACAGCCUAGUAGAGAGAGUUGCUGCAGUUCAGCUAAUCGAUAUUGACGAUGACGGAUGAGAUAAGGAAUUUUGAGUGCACAGGCACCACACUGAAGCUCUACCAAGUGAGUGGAAAAUUUUGGCUCUAGGUUUAGGACACUGAUAAAAAAAAAAAUUAAAAAUAAAUAAAUAAAGGGGGGGGGGGUUGCUUUGGCCGGCUUGCAGUUGUUCAUACGAUUCGGAAUUUGUUUAUAAUUAAAGUAUUAAUUGUCCAUA
Molecule: messenger RNA, 1513 nt
Organism: Physcomitrium patens
Lineage: Eukaryota; Viridiplantae; Streptophyta; Bryopsida; Funariales; Funariaceae
Molecular function (GO): metal ion binding
Source: RefSeq, a predicted model, not a curated record